AACAAGAAUGACACAGCACAAAAGAUGAUGUUGCGUAAUCGGGAGCAGAAAGGUUGUAUAUUAUGGGCACGAGUUGCCUUGGGCUCGUACAGCGGUGGGAUUUAAAUCAGACGGACCUGGAUCAGGAUCAAGCAUAUCCCGACAUCUUAUUUGCAGCAUAUCGUACAUAUUAGUCACUUUUGGUCAUUUAUCAAGCAAGAUAGAAACUUCUUGUUCACAGUAUGAGUGUGUCAAGACAACACCUCAAAACAGGGGACCCUAAUCCACCACUGAGACAUGACGUUCUCCGUAUAUACAGCAUGGGAUUCUGUCCAUUCGCACAACGAGCUCGGCUGGUUCUGGCUGCAAAAAAUAUCAAGUAUGAAGUGGUCAACUGUAACCUUAAUCAGAAACCAGAAUUUUUGCUGGAACGUAACCCCGCUGGGACAGUUCCUGUCCUAGAGUACCAAGGAAAUGUUGUAACCGAGUCCCUCAUCAUCUGCGAUCUUUUGGAAGACCUCUUCCCAGACAAGCCACUGAAGGCCAAGGAUCCUUUUCAGAGAGCAAAGAAUAGAUUGGCAGUUGACAAAUUUGGUCCGAUUGUUUCACUCUUUUACAAAGUUGGCUACAAUCCAAAUGAUACUGAGGCCAAAGGAACAUUGAGGAAACUUUUGAAGGAGUACCAGGCUUUCUGCAUAACAAAAAAUACGAAUUUCAUCGGUGGUGACCAGUUGGGCAUGGUUGACCUCAUGAUCUGGCCGUGGAUCGAACGCAUGCACGUACUCGGUGACGAUAUCGUCGCGGAGUACGUCCCGGAGUUCAAGGCAUGGAUUGAUCGCAUGGAAACCAUUCCAGCCGUUCAGGCUUGUCAAAUCUCAAAGGAAAAGCUAGUCCAAUUAUACGCUGGAUAUUUUGCUCGGAAUGCAGUUUACGAUUGAUAUUUUAAUUCUCUCUCAUCAAUCCAUUACAGUGGCGUAAAUCCGGUCCGAGCAGGGGGUGAUAGCAAUUGAUAUAUUGACCUGAAAAAAAAUAUAUAUAUAUAUAUACACCCCAAACACCAAGGGCUAUGUAUACGGGGUUAUAUAACCAUGGACAUAAAAACUACCAUCUUUUAGUUAAAGCCCUAUAACGAUUUUUACGAUUUUUAUAUUGUAAUGGAUUUGUUUUGAUGUAGAAUAAUGAAUUACAAUUAAUAUCAAUAUGCGAGCGAGCAAAUUUUGGUAGACAAAAUGGUCCACAAACUUAAUCACGGGAAAUGUGUACGUAUGUAUAUAUUAUAAAUGUGUGCAUUAUAAUACUACAAUCUUCAUUUAAAAGCCUAUCACGUAUUUUUCGAUGGCUAAAUUGCGAAGCAAACGAGCAAAUUUUCAAUAGUUGGAACUAAGACAGAAUGAUGACCAAAAUCAUAUUUCAAGGAGUGUGUAUAUAUUGGAGAAACAAAGGUAAAUUAUCAAUAAAUCAAACGUUAGAAGAAAUGGAAAACGAAAGUAAAAAGCAAAUAAGUAUUAAACAGUCCAUAUUUU
This is a messenger RNA of Lytechinus variegatus (green sea urchin), 1502 nucleotides long. Its product is annotated as pyrimidodiazepine synthase-like. Gene Ontology annotation, biological process: glutathione metabolic process. Gene Ontology annotation, cellular component: cytoplasm. The transcript has 5 exons. The record is from RefSeq and is a predicted model, not a curated record. Gene Ontology annotation, molecular function: glutathione dehydrogenase (ascorbate) activity; glutathione transferase activity. The coding region runs from base 222 to 917 and encodes 231 amino acids. NCBI's taxonomy places the organism in Eukaryota, Metazoa, Echinodermata, Echinoidea, Temnopleuroida, Toxopneustidae.